Molecule: messenger RNA, 987 nt
Organism: Aspergillus wentii DTO 134E9
Lineage: Eukaryota; Fungi; Ascomycota; Eurotiomycetes; Eurotiales; Aspergillaceae
Product: deubiquitinase OTU2
Exons: 1
Coding region: 1-987 (328 amino acids)
Biological process (GO): protein deubiquitination
Molecular function (GO): cysteine-type deubiquitinase activity
Source: RefSeq, a predicted model, not a curated record
AUGGAAGAAUUGCUGGCCAAACACCGAAAAGAACAGAAAGAUGUCCAAGCGCGAAUUACGCAGAAGAAAAAGUCUGCCACCAAGAAGACCCGCAAAGGCGUGAAUGAUGAGUGCGAAACUCUUCAACGGGAGCUUACUGAGCGGCAUCAAGCAGAGAUUGCGGCCCUGAAUGGCGAGCAUGCCCAACCAGUCGAUGGCUUCGAGGACCUUAGUCUCAAUGAAUCGGGAGAAGGCGACGGAGCUACAGGUGAAAAAGAUACAAAUGAGGAUCUGGAAAAAGCGGACAAAACCCCCGAUACGAAUAAUUCUUCAACACCGGAACCGGCCCCUGCCGCACGAGGUAAGAAACCGAAUCGACAGAAGGCCCGUCUUGCACGUCGCGCGGCCGAACAAGCGGCCCAAGCAGAUAUUGCCGCCGAGGAGGCUUCAAAACAAACAAACCAUCGUGGAAACGAACAGGAUGUUAUGAACGGUGUUUUCAAGCAGUUCGAUCUGAGCGAAAUUGAGAUCAACCCAGAUGGACACUGUCUCUACUCAGCCAUUGCCAAUCAGUUGGAUGAGUCAGGGAUCGGUUUGACGCCUGAUCCUAAGAGGAUUGCCCUGCAAUCUACCACACAAUCUCGCGUGGAUACCGUUACCUCGCCGAAACAUGAUGGAUAUCGGGCGGUCCGAGCAGUGGCGGCAGAUUUUAUCGUUGAGCACAAGGACGAUUUUGAGGCGUUUAUGGAAGAACCAUUUGAUCAAUAUACUCGGAAAAUCAAGCUUACGGCAGAAUGGGGAGGCCAAUUGGAACUACUUGCGAUUUCGAGAGCAUACGGUGUCAACUUCAACGUCAUCCAAGGAGAUGGUAGAAUCGAAAAGAUUGAGGCUGGUGACAUCGAGGAAUUCGAAGAAGAAGAGAGGCAAAAGAGGGUGUUUUGGCUGGCAUACUACAGACAUACCUACGGGCUUGGGGAACAUUACAAUGCCCUUGUGAAGAAACCUUAA